GAUCCAGGAAUCACAAAUGGAAUGAUCCCUUCAUCAAGAUGAGCCAAUCAGAAAAAUAAAGGGUCAGGGCUUUUUCAUCCAUUCACUUCAUCCUUUAGCGGCGUUUACCAUGCUGCAAAUACCGCAAAGAGAAGCCCUAACAAUCUUAGGAUUAUUUAACGCACCAAAACAAUUCCUUUUACUAUUUAUUCCUCCUUCAACUGUCCCACUCCAAGACAAUCAUCUUUGUGAGAUUAUUCAUCCUCGUUCCUCAUCCAUUGAUCCUAAGACAUUGCCUUUUCUGCUCUCACGAUCACAAUGUCCAGAACCGAAAUCGAGAUUCAGUCUAUCCUCUCCACCCUCAACUUUCUUUACUGGCGCUACACCGAUCCCUUCACCCGCAUUACCCAUAAACCCUACGGCAUUGAUUGUAUAUACGUCGAGAGCAGCGUUUACCGUCUUCUCGUUUUGCGCGGAACCAUCACCAUGGGCGAGAAAGUUUCUGAGGAUCCUUGGGACUUGUAUUUGAACGAGUACGCGCCUGCUGGCACGCGUCGCUUGACUUCUUCGGGCCAGAAUCAGGGCCAGGUUGUUCAGAGUCCGAUCACGAUACCUUCUACUACUUCUGCUUCCACUACGACCGCGUCUUACGAAGGCCAGGGUCGGGGUCGUCAGCUUGCGAAUUGUGAUGGACAGCAGCAGCAGCAGCAGUCACAGCGCCGUGUCCGUUUCCUCGAUACUCCUAGUCCUGCUCGCGGCAGAGCUCCUCGUCGCCUUCCGUUGAGUCCUGCUCCUAACGCGCGCUUCCAUUGAGUCUUUAUCGGUUACUUCAACACGCGACAUUGGAUUAGCUUGGAUUGACUUUUGUGAUUACUUUGUUUCUGGACUGUACAUAUACCCGUUGGCAUAUUACGAUGCUUGGAUAAUGAUCGAGGACGAUUAUGUGUCGGAUUUGAAUAUGGAUACGAGUUGGUCAUGGCCCAUGUUUCUCUCGAUGUAUUUAUCUUGUCAAAAAUAAGAACAGCAUGACUUCUCUCGAG
This is a messenger RNA of Aspergillus glaucus CBS 516.65, 1019 nucleotides long. RefSeq lists its product as uncharacterized. The transcript is spliced from 2 exons. The record is from RefSeq and is a predicted model, not a curated record. The coding region runs from base 298 to 792 and encodes 164 amino acids. Lineage: Eukaryota; Fungi; Ascomycota; Eurotiomycetes; Eurotiales; Aspergillaceae.